AUGUCUGCCUCACUGCUCUACCUCCUCGUGCCGGUUGGUGUCGGUGCCAGCCUGUACGUAAUUCGUAAGCUACGUGAAUGGAAAUGGGGCUGGGUAAGGAACAAUGCACCACUACGUGGCAAAGUGUUUAUCAUUACCGGUGCCAACACAGGCCUGGGGUACGAAACUGCCCUAGCCCUUGCCACUCGCCAGGCAACGGUCAUUAUGGCUUGCCGUAGUAUGGACCGGGCCGGAGAAGCAAUCCGACGCAUCCGGCAAAGCACACAGGAGGGCGAGUUGAUCCCGAUCGAGCUGGAUCUAGCAUCGUUUGCUUCGAUUCGUGAUUUCAGCGAAGCGAUCAAAAGCCGUUACCCAUCGUUCGACUGUCUCAUCAACAAUGCGGGCCUGGCGAUGCAGGAACCAACCUACACGAAGGAAAACUACGAGAUACACUUUGGCGUUAACCAUCUCGGACAUUUUCUGUUGGUGGAUCUGCUCAAGGACAAUAUCCGUGCGAAUGCGGCACGGAUCGUGAUCGUAUCGUCGAAGAUGCACGAGCGGGCAAAGAUCGAUUUCGAUAAUCUGGGCAAAUGGGUUGAGCGUGGUAGGGGCGAUCGGUUUAACAAUUUGUACAACAACUCGAAGCUGAUGAACUUCUACUUUGCCCGAGAGCUGUACAAGCAGGGCUACAAUGUGCACGUACUUUGUCCGGGUCUUUGUCAUACCGAUUUCUUCCGCAGCUACAAUCCUAAAUGGUAUCACUAUGUGGCAUUUGCACCGGUUGUGCUGCUGUUUUUGCGUUCCGCGCGUCAGGGAGCACAAAACAUCAUCCACUGUGCGACGGACAAUGUGAACACGGAGGAAAAGAACCCGGUCACUGGAUACUACGUUACGAACGUCGAGCAAACCAAGUCCAAGAUGAAGUUUGAUGAGGAAACGUCCGAGCGGCUGUGGCGCGAAAGCUUCAAGGCACUGAAUGUCUAA
Anopheles maculipalpis is the source of this 963-nucleotide messenger RNA. RefSeq names its product retinol dehydrogenase 12-like. Bases 1 to 963 code for a protein of 320 amino acids. The record is from RefSeq and is a predicted model, not a curated record. The transcript is spliced from 2 exons. Lineage: Eukaryota; Metazoa; Arthropoda; Insecta; Diptera; Culicidae.